AUGGAAUGUCGCGAUGGUGUCAAUCGACUCUAUACACCUUGGUCGAACAAAGUUGUGACGCGUCGAAUAUACGGAUAUGCAACCUUAGCGUCAACGACCCGUUCAAUCCGUCGACAUCACGCUAAAGAACGGCACUCGGAAUGUUCAGAAGCUAAAAUUCCUCAAGCUUCUCACAGACGCUUGGAACAACGCGUCCUUGGGCCUUCUUCUCAAGGUCAGAGGCCUGGCGUCCGUAAUACACGCUUUGGUGCACCUGCUUCAACAUUACCAAAAGCCGACUUGCUUGCCGCCUCCUCUGUGUCUACGCCGACGCCAAACCAUCCGAAAUCUGCAUCAGAAAUUCGUCCCUCCUUGUCAAAUAUAUCCAAAUCUCCCUCCAACGCUCGUAUCUGUAAAACCACCCAUCACACCAUUUCCGCAAUUGAAGGACUGCUGACUCCUAACACUCCUGCAAAGAAAUUAUCGACCCGUCUACUCACUUCCCUAUAUGAGGAUGCCUCGAAACAAUUGGGUGUCCGUUUCUUAGGAUCAGAACGGUUGUCGGCCAUUUUAAGCCUAUGUGGAUCACUUGCUUCCAGCCCUCACCCGACGCUAUAUUUUAAUAUUCUUGCUUCACGGUAUCAUUCAGACUUGCCCAAAGCACAGUUAUGGUCUUUUGUUGCCAAUGUAGGGGCCGACAAAGCGAAGUCAGGUUUUGAGCUCACAGUGGAAGAUCGGUAUUGGGUUAUGCAGGCGCAUCUGGCAAAGGCUCGAGUUGCAGCGAAGAACCGCCUGAAACCAUAUUUGGAUAACUUGCGCCUUCAGUAUGAACAACUCCAGAACGCGAGUGAUGCACCUGAAGCUCACCUACCUUAUCUUCGGCUCUUGGUGUCUACGCGCAACGUCACUGAGGCGAUUCAACACCUCUGCCGUGUUUUACAACGGGUUGAGCAUCCUGACCCUCAGUUCCCCCAGUUUCUUUGGGAUGUUAUCCUUAUGCAUGGUGCUGACAUUUCUAUCACCUCAAAAGAGCUCAUCUGCUCGACUGUCUCCCAUCGCAUCAAUGCGAUCUCGAGCCACUGGGUACCACGUUCAUCUGGCAUUUUAACAACACCCCCAUUGAUCGCGGGUGUUGCUAGCCAAGGCGCCAUUGGAAUUCCUCAUAUGACGGCGGCGCUUGCUGCUGCGUUGUUUCCUUGCUACAAUUACUCGGGUCAUUUUCUAUACCACUGGGCAAUUCAACAGGCUGGCCAAGCAUUUGCUUCUCACCUUCCUAUAGAAGAUCGAUGGAACAAUAUCCUCCUACUAGCAACAGCGAUUCAUCCAAAGAUGCGGCCGGCUUCGUAUUCAUCUGCGACUACAGUUCCACUUAAUUCUGGAAACAUACUAUGGAGGACGGCUUUAGCAUUGGAGAACAUGAACAGAAGUUUUCCAAUUACCGGAUCUGAUUAUGGGUCGUUGUGCGCAAAGGUACAGGCGAUCACAAGACCUCUUUGGACAAGUUACUCGAGCAUCAAGAAAGGGAUGCAGCAUGUGGACAUCACUCGCGCAUAUAUUUCAGCAUUUCUCCAGGUUGCUGAGAGAUCAUUCGACGAACAGCUAAAAGGAGAGUGCUAUCGUUUUUCGAAGGAGUCAAAUCUCUGGACCUUCAGCCAGAACGACGAUCGGCCUACAAAGGCACAAGCUAUCGACUUAAUAGUGGCCUAUGCAAAGGCGCAUAUAUCUUGUAAAGGGCGCGAUUGGGUGGGGUGUUUCUCUGCAAUCUCUGCUUUGGUACCUAAUUUGGCCUGGCAAGAAGAGGUUACGACUCAGCUCAUACAACAGUACUCUCAACGCAAGGUGGAAAUUGCUUAUGAUCUCUAUGUGCAGUGCUUGGAGGUUGGAAUCCCCAUACGACCUGAAGCGGUCAACAACCUUUUCGUGGGACUUGUCAAAGGUCAUCGCUGGGAUAUCAUCACCCUGUUCUUGAAACAUUCGUCGACUACCCAUCAUCAACGACAAUUUCUUUUUGGUGAAAGUUUGCGUGUAUUUCAAGUGGAAAGGUAUCGAUAUGUUGACACGGAAUUCAUGAAGCUAUUGGCCCAGACUUCUCUUAAGUUAUUUGAACAUCAGUCACCUCCACGAUCGCUCAAAUAUCCGAUACGUUAUUUUCUGUCCAUGAUGAUCUGGUCACGCCUUGGCUGGGACAUGGUCAAACUCGUCGAACUUCUUCACCGCCAGGUCCCAGAUUUCUUCACGCAGAAUUUGUUGCGUGCUUUAAUCGUUCAGCUGGUUCGCCACCGUCAAUCUUCACAGGCACUCCAGUUAUUUCGCAUCUUUGAGCGUGGUUCAAACGAAGUUUCAUCUCAGUCUCUUGAGCGUAUACGACAUGCUCUUAUGUUCAAAUUAUUCAAGCAAGGUGCUUAUUCGAUGGCUCGGAAGGCGAUACGAGGUGAAACUCGGGCAGUUUCACUGACUAAACGUGAAGCUUUAGUUCGUCGUAGACUCUCCAUGCCGACACUUCCAGCCUCGUUCUAUCAACGCGUGCGAAAGGUAGCUCUUAAUGCUCUUGCCGAAGGUUCAACAGUCAAGGAGGCCGUUUCAAUGCUGGUAAAUGGUAACCGGCUACUUACUGCAAGGAAGCUAUACGCCAAAUGUCGUUCAACACUGGACGUCAAGAUUCGUACGACGAUUGGCAAUAUGAUUAUUCACGGCGCACUCCAAAACUCUGGAUUUCGAAAUGCUCGCCUGGUCCGUCGCGUCGUCCGCAUGAAAGACCUCUUCAUUAAACAGUACGGGUUUGUGCCCGACCGGGCGACCCUAAACAUCAUUGUCAAAGCUAUUCUGAAUUGGAGGACGAUCCUGGACGCUCCGAAAGUGCGACGUCUAUUCGAUACCAUGGUACAUGGAGGUUAUCCCGUUCCAGAACAAUUCCGGCAAGAAAAUGGGGUGCCGUUUGGCUCGCCCAAAAGACCGUUCAAUUCCUUGCCUCUUGCGUCGCUUCCUGCAGGAUACUCUUUCGCCAAGCAUAUCAGGCCCAUGUACAAGAUGUUUAUCAAAGCAUUUUAUGUGCGGAAAGAUGUGACGGCUGCGAAGACGGUUGUUGGCAUUUUAAAGGAGGUGGAGGCUGCAUCGCUGAGGGAGUUGGAAAAGCGGGAUAAAGCUAGGCGAGAUGGAAUCAUUAAAAAGAAGCUUAGGUUACGAAGGGAGGUUGAAGUUGCGCGGAAGGACGUGAAAUAA
Molecule: messenger RNA, 3198 nt
Organism: Psilocybe cubensis
Lineage: Eukaryota; Fungi; Basidiomycota; Agaricomycetes; Agaricales; Agrocybaceae
Exons: 3
Coding region: 1-3198 (1065 amino acids)
Source: RefSeq, a predicted model, not a curated record